Anopheles darlingi is the source of this 862-nucleotide messenger RNA. RefSeq lists its product as uncharacterized. Gene Ontology annotation, cellular component: nucleus. The record is from RefSeq and is a predicted model, not a curated record. Lineage: Eukaryota; Metazoa; Arthropoda; Insecta; Diptera; Culicidae. The transcript is spliced from 2 exons. Gene Ontology annotation, biological process: regulation of exit from mitosis. The coding region runs from base 39 to 836 and encodes 265 amino acids.
GGAUCUUUUGGAGGAUUUUACAAAAACGAAUCUCUAAAAUGCCGCUGGUCGAAGUGGAAUUCGACUCUGGUGUUGUUACUAAAGCGUGUGCGGCGCAGCUGGUGAGAAGCAUAAUCGAAUUUCUGCUAUACGAUCGAGGACAGAUCCCGCUGCCGUAUGCCUCGUUCCGGGAGCUGGUCAAAUCGCUAACCUUGCCGGUUGAAGAUGAUUUACCCGUUCGGGGAGCAGAUAUUAAGUUGAGAAAAGAAAGAGAGCUAGCCAAACAGACCGUUAGCACCGUGGACAACUUAUUUGAGACCAUCACGAAAUACGUUGAGCACAGUCCGGAUAUACGGGAGGUGCUGAUUCUAUUGGGAAGCACCAUCUACACAGCAAAGGAAGCAUUCCACGUCCGAAUGCCAGACAUCGAUGUGAACCAUCAUGGUAUUAAUCAUGUUCGCGACCUGAAGAAGGACCUUAUGAAGCUGAACAGAGCUCUGAUAACUUCCGAUGAGUUCAACUCCAUUCGUCCUGUGCAGUUGCCCACGAACGUGCAUGUUUUGAUCAAAGCCCUCAACAUCCCGCCCAACGUUGAUGAGGACGUUUUUACUCCAUUGGACGAUUAUGAAGUACCUCAGAAAUGUCCAAUUUUUCAUGUACAACUAAACUCGUCAGCAAAUGCGGCGCCGUUGAAUUGCUGUAACCGGUUGGAAGUGUUCCAAGAUAACUCGUUCUCCGAAAUGGUCUCUGCUCUUUCAGAUCUAGAAACAACGACGAAAACCGCAGAAACACCAGAGUGCUGGUUGCAGUUAAACAUUAUUCCACGAGGAUUCAAUCGGUGCUCCGCGCUAAUAUAACAGCUUAAUCGAAUAAAACAUCGUGA